AUGAAAAGUGCUUUAACAUUUGUAAUAAUUAUCACUAUUGAUAUAGCUAAACAAAUUGAAUUACUCAAAAAGACAAAUACAUAACUUUUCGGAAAUUUAAGAUGGCAUUGUGUUUGCUUAAUUAAUAGAAGACUAGUAUAUAUACUGUGCAAGAUUUUUAGUUUAGGAUUCGAUGUUCGAAGAUUAUUAUGGAACCAAAUCAUAAAUAAUAUCUAAUUAGCUAGAAAAAAAUGCAAACUAGAAAUUAGAAACUUUGAUGAUGAUUUAGCACUUUCUGAUUAUAAUUUAGAAUAGGCAAAAUUCAUACAGUAUUUUAUUGAUACCCUGCUGAGAGUAAACUCUAAAGAAGUAGUUGAAAUGAUGUAAGAAUUGUUGCCUCAAUAAUAAUAAGAAAUUAUGGGGUUUUUAGAAAAUUAAUUUGAUGACUUUGGAAGUUUUCAAGAUUGUGGAUAUUUUGAACAUUAGACAACAAAUACAAUUAUUUCUUUGGAAGAAAAUCUAAAUACAAAAGAUAAUAUUAUUGCCCAGCAAAAUAAAUAAAUUGAAUUAAUGAAAACAGAAUAUCAAAAUAAAAUAUCUGAUUAACAAAAUAAAAUUACAGAAAUACAUGAAUUAUAUGAAUAAUUAUAUGAUUAGGAAACAUUCUGUUUAUAAAAACUUAAUUGUUGUGAUUUUGAAGAAGUAUUCAAUAAAUUUUAAGAAUAUUUAAAAGAAAUAGAAAAUAGCAGAUAAAUAAUAGAAGAUUUGAAUUAACUUGUAUAAAAUCAAUAAAAGGAGAUAGCUAAAGUUCAAUAAAAGAACUAAACUCUGAAAUCAUAGUUAUUGUCUUGUCCUCCAACCGCAAGAUCAAUAGAACCAGAAUAAUAAUAGAUUAUAGUUAAAGAUCCAAAAGAAUAAAGAAUGAUAGAAAACUUGAAAUCUUAAAUUCAAGGAAUAAAAGAAGAGCAUUAAAGAAUCUUAGGAUUGAAACAAACAUACUUUGAUUCAGAAUUAACAAAAUUAAGAAGAAAACUUUAUGAAGCAGAAUAGGAAGCAGCAUCUUUUAAAAAGAAGAUGGAGAGAUUUAAAUUUGAAUUAGAAGAAUAUUAAAACAUGAAUUAAUAUGAAAAGAAAUUACCAUUUGAAAGUUUAAGACAUCAAGGAGUUUAUUCAUCUAAUAAUAGUUAUAUAGUUGAAAUUGAUUAAAGAUUUGGACAAUCUCCAAAAUCUACAUGUCUUGAUUUUUUCUAAUCUUAAAAUAAAUCUGAGAUAGAUCAUGCUUUAUCACAUAAUAAUUAAUCAUUAAAAUAUACAGAUGAAACUAAUGUGACUAAAUUACAAUUAUAAUUAACUGAAAAAUCAAAUAAGAUAAUGUAAUUAGAAAGAUAAUUAAAUUCUUAUUAAUAAAGUUCACAUUCAAGGAGGAAUUCAAUGACAAAGUUUAAUUAAUCUUAAUAGGAUCGACAUUUUGAAUAAUCGGCAAUAUUUGAAGUAUUUUUAUCUUAUAUAAUAGAAUUUAAGAUUCUAUGUGCAAUAUUCAUAAUAAAAAGAUUAGGAAAUAAAUUUAAUAAGAGAAUAAUAAAAUUAAAAUUUUAUAGAUUUGUGCAAAUAAAUAAUCAAAUAAAAUGAAUAAAUCCAAAAACUAAAUUCCUUAAUCCUGAAUAAUAAAUCAGCAGAUUCAAUGUAAGAAAUUAAAGAAAAACAUGAAAAUGAUUUGUAAGCCUUAAAUCAAUAUUAUGUUGAUGCUUUAAAUAAUAAAGAUGAGUUGCUUCAUUUAAUAAUUUCUCUAUUUUAUGAUGCAGUUAGUUGA
Molecule: messenger RNA, 1789 nt
Organism: Paramecium primaurelia
Lineage: Eukaryota; Ciliophora; Oligohymenophorea; Peniculida; Parameciidae
Source: the annotation of a GenBank genome assembly